Cannabis sativa is the source of this 1468-nucleotide messenger RNA. RefSeq names its product 7-methylxanthosine synthase 1. The transcript is spliced from 4 exons. Lineage: Eukaryota; Viridiplantae; Streptophyta; Magnoliopsida; Rosales; Cannabaceae. The coding region runs from base 188 to 1330 and encodes 380 amino acids. The record is from RefSeq and is a predicted model, not a curated record. Gene Ontology annotation, molecular function: S-adenosylmethionine-dependent methyltransferase activity. Gene Ontology annotation, biological process: methylation.
UAAAAAUUGUCAAAUCUGAAUAUAAUGUUUUGUACUAUUAACUUAAGCAUGUGAAUGAACAAUAAUAAUUAAUCAGUCAUAUAAUUUUGCUCCUUUAUAAAUAGUCCCCAAGCUUAUCUGCUCUAUAUAAUUAUCUCUUCAAUAUCUCCACAAGUCACAAUUAUAGAAAGAAGGUAAAAAAAAAACAAUGGAAGCAGAACAAGUUUUCCCAAUGAAUAGUGGUGUGGGCAAAGCUAGCUAUGCAAAUAACUCAUCACUUCAAAAAAAUGUGAUAUCCAAAGUAAAAGGCAUAAUAGAAGAGAAAGCCUUGGAGAUUUAUUGUAAGCAUAUCCCAGAUUGUAUGAGAAUAGCUGAAUUGGGCUGCUCUUCAGGCCCAACUGCACUCACUGCUGCUUCUUACACUUUGGAUGUUAUUAUGUCUUAUUAUAGCUCCAACCAAAUGAAAGAGAAUAUUAAGAAGCCAUUGAUGACAUUCCAAGUGUUCCUUAAUGAUCUUCCUAGAAAUGAUUUCAACAAUAUUUUUCAACAAUCUCUUCCAAGCUUGUAUGAGAGGUUGAAUGAGAAGUUUGAUGAUCAUCCUUUAUGCUUUGUCAUGGCCAUGCCUGGGAGUUUCUAUCAAAGGCUUUUCCCUAAUAAUUCCAUGCACUUAAUUCAUUCUUCUUAUAGUUUGCAAUGGUUGUCUAAGGUUCCGAAUGGAUUGGUUAGCGAAACAGGUGAAGCUUACAACAAAGGAAAUAUUUAUAUCACAAAGACAAGUUCUGAUAUGGUUCUGAAAGCCCACUUGACUCAAUUUCAAGAGGAUUUCACAACCUUUUUGAAGUGUCGUUCUGAGGAAAUGGUGAUUGGUGGUUGUAUGGUACUUACAAUCUUGGGAAGUAUUCUAAAUAAUAAUCCUAAACAUAUUUUAGAGAUUGUGGGAAGAGCCUUGAAUGACAUGGUUUCUGAGGGAAUAAUUGAAGAGAAAAGUGUGGACAACUUCAACGUACCAAUGUAUAGUCCAACUGCCAAGGAAGUAAGAGAGGUGAUUGAAGAAGAAGGAUCUUUCUGGUUAGAGAAGCUUGAAGUUUACGAAAUUGCAUGGGAUGAUGAUACAAACAAUAUCAAUAAUAAUAUUGAUGAUGAUGAUGACAUUAUUGAUCAUAAAUUACUCAACAGAGGAAAAUUUGUUUGUGGUUACAAGAGAGCAGUUAUGGAGCCUAUUCUGUCCAAACAAUUUGGAAAAAGUGUCAUGGAUGAUUUGUUUCAUCGGUUUACACAAAAGGUCAUCGAAUCUCUUGCUAAUGAAAAUUGGAACCAUGUAAACUUGGUUGUUUCUUUGACUAAGAAAUAACCAAAUUCAAGUUUAAACAUCCAAUGUUUGAUCGAAGUUGGGAAAACAUAUAUGUAUUAUAUGUUUCUUUAUUUUCUUUCAUUAUGGAUGAAUGUAUACCUUUCUUUAUAUAUGCAGUUGGACUUUAAUUGUUUGGUA